GAGGGGAGAAGAUUAUGCGAGACACUGUCGGUAAGAGCUAUAUCGGUGGUGUGGCUUCACGGAGAGGAAGGAUGAGACUUCACAGUGAAGAACAAGGGCUGACGGCGGUUAGGUCGGAAGUCUAAAGAUUCUGGAGGUUUCAUUGGGUCGCCGCUUGAUGGGGGAGGUCGACUCCGCUUCGGUGAGGCUUUACCACCGUCGAUGGUCUUGAGAUCUACUCACUACUGCCGUCAACUCUCUCGACUGAGCUAUGAGAUUCAUGACUAUGGCAACCCGGAUCGCCUCUUCCUCCUCAAAACUGCUCUACGGUGGCAGGAGGACAACGGAUCCUGAAUUACCAUCUCCGUUCGACGAAUCUCGUCUAGGCUCCCCAAAGGGUUUCUGUUCCGGUGAGAUUCUGCAAUUCUUGGACGGCGGCUCAGAUCGUGUUUUACGAUAUGAGAUUAGGAUUUUCAACUUUCGGUUUAGAUCGGUUUUGUAAUAGAUGGUUUAGUCUGGUUAUAUGUAAGUGGAUUGAGUCUAAGGGAAAAUGUAUGAGCCUAAAUCCGGAAAUAGUCCAUUGGACCUUAUUUAUAACAUUGAAAACCAUUUUAC
This is a messenger RNA of Arabidopsis thaliana (thale cress), 594 nucleotides long. RefSeq lists its product as uncharacterized. The record is from RefSeq and is marked reviewed. The coding region runs from base 251 to 481 and encodes 76 amino acids. NCBI's taxonomy places the organism in Eukaryota, Viridiplantae, Streptophyta, Magnoliopsida, Brassicales, Brassicaceae. The transcript has a single exon.